AUGGGGAAAGAAAAUAUAGAUAAUAAAGGACUUUAUGAUAGUAGGAAUGAAAAGGAUGCUUGUGGUGUCGGUGUAGUAGCUGAUAUUAAUGGGAAGUUUUCUAGAAAUGUGAUACAGAAAGCUUUACAAAUAUUAUUACGGUUAAGUCAUAGAGGUGGUGUACAAGGAAAUAAUGGAGAUGGUGCUGGUAUUUUAGUUGGAAUACCACAUGAAUACUUUCAAAUGUUAAGUGAUACUUGUCAAUUACCUUUUUUAUUACCAGAAAAAGGAGAAUAUGCUGUUGCUCAAAUAUUUUUACCACAAAAUGAAGAAAGAAGACUUUUUUUAUACCAUGAAAUUGAAAAGGAAGUAUAUAAUCAUGGAUUAGUCGUAUUAGGAUGGAGAUCUCCUAUACCUGUUCGACGUGAUGUUAUUAGUUGUAGUGUUAAAAAAAGUGAACCUUUUAUUGCUCAAAUGUUUGUUUGUAAAAGAUCGGUUUUUAAAAAUUAUGAUGAUUUCAAUAUAUAUCCAUUUUCAGAUAUAAAUUUUACAGAUGAUAGUAAUUUGAAAUUAAAUGAAUUACCAGAUGAUAUUGAAUUAUUAUCAUUCUUUAUAAGAAAAAAAUUAGUUAGACAUAAUGAUAUGUAUUUCUGUAGCUUUUCAUCUAGAACUAUUGUAUAUAAAGGACUAUUAACGCCUUCACAAAUAUAUUUAUAUUUUGAAGAUUUAUUAAGUGAAAAUUUUACAUCCUAUUUAGCUAUGGUACAUGUACGUUUUUCAACUAACACAUCACCUACAUGGUAUGCUGCUCAUCCUUUUAGAAGAAUAUGUCACAAUGGAGAAAUAAAUACGAUCAGUGUUAAUUCUAUUUUAUUUCAAGAACGUAUGGAAUCAGCAAAAACUCCUGAAUGUUUCAAAUCAGUAUCCAUAAAAGAUCUAAGACCAAUAAAUGAAGAAAAUUAUAUCAUAUAUGAUAAUGAUGAUGAAAUAAUACAAAAAAGAGAUACUUUUGAAGAUAUUAUGUUAACACAAAAUAGAUUGAAAAAAAAGUCUAGAAGAAAUUUACUUUUAAAAUUAAAGAAGGAUUAUACUUAUAAUAGUUCAGCUAUUCAUUAUAAUAUUAAAAGAGAAUAUAUGAAUUCUGAUAUUAAUAGUAAUUCAGAAUUUUUAAGUAAUGUAAAUGAUGACUCCAAAAGUUCCUCUGAUGUAGAUAAAAUAAGUGAAGAAAAUUUAAUGAACCAUUUGAAAGAAAAAAAUAAUAAAGCUUUUAGAAAGUCUAUGAAAAAUCAAAUUAAACAUGGAGAAUCACAAAAAACCAAAGGCGCUAUUAGUUAUCCAUCUGAUUCUUCUAUAUUUGAUAAUGCAAUCGAUUUUCUUACUAUGACAGGUAGGGAAAUUGAACAUGCAGUCAUGAUGUUAAUGCCUAGAGCAUAUCAAAAAGAUCCAAAUAUAAGUCCAUUAGAAAAAGCUUUUUAUGAAUAUCAUACCUGUAUUAUGGAACCAUGGGAUGGACCGGCUUUAAUUAUAUUUACAGAUGGAUAUAAAGUAGGUGCAUCAUUAGAUAGAAAUGGGUUAAGGCCAGCAAGAUAUAGUAUUACUAAUUAUGGAUUGUUUGUUUUAUCUAGCGAAACCGGAGUAGUAGAUUUAUCAUAUGACAAAAUUGUUCAUAAGGGUUCGGUUUAUCCUGGUAAAGUUGUUUUAGUAGAUUUUAAGGAAAAAAAAUUUUUAAGACAUGAAGAAGUAUUGAGUAAGUUUUUAAGAGAAAGACCAUAUAAAAAAUGGAUAGAUCAUUAUUCUAUACAUAUGGAUAACAUAAUUAGGCCAGUAACAAAUAUGGAGAAUAUUCGUAUGAAUGCAUAUAAGUAUGGUGCUAUAUUGAAUAAAGACAAUUAUUAUCAUAACAAUAAUACAAAUAUAAACAACAGCAACAACAAUAAUAAUAAUAAUAUGAUUAAAAGUAAUAGUAAUGCUCUUAGUAUUAAUAAUAAUAAAACAUGUUUAAAUGAUAUAGAUUAUUAUGACGAAUCAUUAAUUAAAAAAUUAAAAGCAUUUGGAUAUACAUAUGAUGCUUUUAAUAUGAUCAUAUCACCAAUGGUUAAACAUGCAGCUGAUGGAUUAGGUUCAAUGGGGAAUGAUACAGCCUUUCCAUUUUUAAGUUAUUUGCAUCGUAAUUUAUUAUAUUAUUUUCAGCAAACAUUUGCACAAGUCACCAAUCCAGCUAUAGAUCCUAUUAGAGAAGAGAAUAUUAUGUCUCUAAUGAGUAAUCUAGGAAAAGAAGGAGAUUUGUUACAAUAUAGUCAUGUUAAUUGUCAUCGUAUAUUUAUAAAUGGACCUAUAUUAAAUGAAGCUUUAUAUAAUAUGUUACUUCAAUUACCUGAUUUUCCACAUAUUAUAAUUGAUAUGACGAUAGAUUUGGAUAAACUACAAUCCAUGAUGAUUAAUGUAAAUAGUAAUUUUUCACCUAAUAAAGAUGGUGACCCUAGUCAAAACAUUCACAACAAUAUUGUUAGUAAUAAGAAUUCGGAAGAUCCUUCAAAAUUGGAUGUGUGUAAAACAAAACAAGCAAAAGAGGAACAUACUAAGAAAAAGCAUAUAUCAUCUAAAUAUUUAAUUAAAUUUAUUGAUAGCGUUAAUUCUAAAGCUGAAAAUGCUAUUAAAAAAGGAUGUCAAUUAAUCAUUUUAUCACAUAAUAAUGUUAAUGAAAAGAGAGUGCCCAUAUUUUCUAUAUUAAUUGUAGGUGCAUUACAUAAAUAUUUAUUAAGUAAAAAUUUAAGAACAAAAUGUUCAUUGAUUGUUAAAGCUGGAGACUGUUUUGAGAUUCAUCAUUUGGCUGUUCUUUUAUCUUUUGGUGCUGAUUGUAUUUAUCCAUAUAUUUUAUAUGAGAGUUUACAGUUCAUCAAAUUUGCUGAUAAUGAAGCAAGGCUAAGUAAUAACCAGAUGAUAAGUAAUUAUAGACAUGCAGCUAAUUAUGGUAUAUUAAAAAUAAUGUCUAAAAAUGGAAUAUCUACAUUACCAAGUUAUAAAGGUUGUGGUUUAAUGCAACCCUUGGGAAUAUCAGAUGAAAUAUUAAAAAAAUGUUUUAUAAAUGUAUGUGAUUCAAUAAUUGGUGGAGUGACUUUUGAAUUUGUUGAAAAAGAAAUAUUAAAUAUAUUUUAUCUUGCAUAUCCAAAGAGAAUCUUAACACUAAAUUUAAAAGAUGCAAAUGAAGAAUUAGAUGAUUAUGGUGAAUAUCAUUUUAGAAAUAUAGGGAAAUCUCAAAUACAUAUGAAUCAUCCUGAAACUAUUAGUUUAUUACAAAAAGCUACAAGAAGUGGUAAUAAAGAUACUUAUAAAAAAUAUUCUGAAUUACAAAAUGAAUUGAUUAAUCAUUGUGAAAUUAGAGGACAGUUGGAAAUUAAUUAUAAAAAAUGUCCAUCAUAUAAUAAAAUAAAAAAGAAACAUGAACCAAUUAAUAUUCAUUUAGUAGAACCAGUAAAUAAAAUAUUAUUAAGAUUCUGUACCGGGGCUAUGUCCUUUGGAUCUUUGUCAGAAGAAGCACAUACUACUGUAGCUACUGCCAUGAAUAGUAUGGGUUUAAAAUCAAAUACCGGAGAAGGAGGAGAAGCAGAAGAAAGAAUAAAAACAGCCAAUAACGAAAUAAAUACAAAUUCUGCCGUAAAACAAAUUGCUUCAGCCCGAUUUGGUGUUACUGCAUAUAGUUUAGUAAAUGCACAAGAAUUGCAAAUAAAAGUAGCACAAGGAUCCAAACCAGGAGAAGGUGGAGAAUUACCAGGUUAUAAAGUAAGUUCUAAAAUAGCUUCUAUUCGUAGAAGUACUCCAGGAGUUGGUUUAAUAUCUCCUCCACCACAUCAUGAUAUGUAUUCUAUUGAAGACGUAGGUCAAUUGGUAUAUGAUUUGAAAAAUAUAAAUAAAGAAGCAAAAAUAUCAGUGAAACUUGUAUCAAAGUUAGGUAUUGGUGUUAUAACAUCAGGGGUGGUUAAAGGAAAUUGCGAACAAAUUUUAAUAAGUGGAACAUCGGGUGGUACAGGUGCUUCUAAAUGGACUUCAAUUAAGCAUGCAGGUUUACCAUGGGAAAUUGGUUUAGCAGAAGCUCAUCAAACGUUAUGUAAAUCGAAACUACGAAAAAGAGUUAUUUUACAAAUUGAUGGGCAACUAAAAACUGGAAGAGAUGUGAUUUUAGGAGCAUUAUUAGGUGCUGAAUCAUUUAGUUUUUCUACUCAACCAUUAAUAUCAUUAGGUUGUAUUAUGAUGAGGAAAUGUCAUUUGAAUAUUUGUCCUGUUGGUAUAUGUACACAAGAUCCUGAAUUAAGGAAAAAAUUUGCUGGAAAACCUGAAUAUAUUGUUAAUUUCUUUUUUAUGUUAGCUGAAGAAGUUCGAGAAUACUUGGCUAGUAUGGGAUUCCGAAAAUUUUCUCAAAUUAUAGGUAGAUCUGAUUUGUUAAAAAAAAAAGAUCAUUUGAAAUAUGAUGAGAAAAGGAAACUCUUGGAUUUUUCGAAACUGUUAUUUCCUGGAUGGAAAUAUUAUGCAGAGGAUGAAAUGAAAGAUGAUCAGAAUAAAAGAUAUAAAAAUAUAUCAAAUAAAAAAAAGAAAUAUAAUACAAAUUCUUUGUACUCUGCUUCAAAGCAUAAAAAAAAAAAUACCAAAGCUGGUCUACAUUCGAUUAAAAAAAAAAUGAAGAAUAGAAAACAGGUCCUAAUAAAUGAAAGUUUUAAUACUAUUAAAAAGUAUAAAAUUAAUUCCAAACAAGCGGAUACUAUAGAAAGGGUUAAUGGACAAAAUGAAUAUUUCAUAAAUGUAGAAUGUGAUGAAGCAGAUGCGGAAAAUGAAAGUGAUCAGAACGACAAUAAUGAGGAAGAAGAAACGGAUAAGAGUGAUGUAGAGGAAAAUAUUGAUAAUGAUGAAAAUGAAGAUAUGGAUCAAAUUGAUGAUAUAGAUGAAGAAGAUGACGAAUAUUAUAAUGAUGGUAGUGAUGAUAGUGAUGAUAGUGAUGAUAGUGAUGGUAAUGAUGAUAGUGAUGAUAAUGAUGAUGAUAUAGAUGAUUUAGAUGAUGUAGAUGAUGUAGAUGAUUUAGAUGAUGUAGAUGAUUUAGAUGAUGUAGAUGAUUUAGAUGAUUUAGAUGAUGUAGAUGAUAUAGAUGAUGUAGAUGAUGUACAUAAUGCAGAUAAUGUAAAUUGCCGAAAAGAUAAUCAUACUGACCAUGAUUAUGAUGAUAAUAACAAUGUUAAGGAUGAAUAUCCAAAUAAUAAUGACAAGAAAGGACAAAACAGUAGAGAGAAGAGAAACAAAAAAAAAAGUAUGAAUAGGAACAUAAUAUAUAAAUAUCAAUAUAAAGAAAAGGGUUCUUAUAAUAUAAAUAAGAAGAACCAUAAUAAUAAUAAUAUUAAUAAAAAGAAUACUAAGAAAAUAAAGAAAAAAAUUCAUUUAAAAAAGAAAAAAGUAAAACCAAUUCCUAUAUUUUGUUGUGAAACUCAAAAUCAUAAAUUAUCUGAUGUUAUUGAUAGAGAAUUAAUCAGGAGAUCAAAGAUUGCCUUAUUAAAUUGUACACCUGUGAAUAUUAAAAUGCCUAUUAAAAAUACAGAUAGAGCGGUUGGAGCUAUGUUAAGUUAUCAUAUAAUACAAAAAUAUGGAGAAGAAGGAUUACCAAUUGAUACGAUAAAUGUGAAAUUUCGAGGUACAGGUGGAUUAUCAUUUGGUGUAUUUUUAACGAGUGGAGUAAAUUUUGAAUUAGAAGGAGAUGCAAAUGAUUUUGUAGGUAAAGGUUUAUCAGGUGGUAUCAUAUCAGUACAUUUUCCAAAGAACGCUUUAUUUAUAAACGAAUGUCAAAAAAAUGUUAUAGCUGGAAAUUCUGUUUUAUAUGGAGCUACAAAAGGAAGAGCAUUUUUUGCUGGAAGAGCAGGUGAAAGAUUUGCUGUUCGAAAUUCAGGAGCAAUUGCUGUUGUAGAAGGUGUUGGUAGUCAUGGUUGUGAAUAUAUGACAAAAGGUAUAGUAGUAGUGUUAGGUGAAAUUGGUUGUAAUUUUGCUGCUGGUAUGAGUGGAGGUAUAGCAUAUGUAUUAGAUAUAAAUGAGAAAAAUGUAAAUCAUCAAAUGGUUGAUUUGAAAGUUUGUAAAACUAUGGAUGAAAAAAUGACUUUAGAAAAAUUAUUACAUGAACAUUAUGAAAGAACUAAUUCAUAUACAGCCAAAAUGUUAUUACAAAAUUUUGAUGAAAAUUUACAACGUUUUACUAAAAUUAUACCUAGAGAUAUUAAAAGAGUUUUAACCGAAGCUUGUAUUGAAUUUGUUAAAACAGGUAAUGAAGAAGCAGCUGCUAUUUUAGAUGAUUGGGCUUCCUUAUUAAAAAGUGUAGAUCAACCAGAACAUAUGUAUAAAAAAGCUAUGCAAUUCUUUACAACUAUUACUGAUGAUAUAUCAGGAUUAUCCAAAUCUUUAGCAUUAAGAAGUGUAGAUGGAUUAAUUAUUUAUGAUAUAUUACAAGAACAACGUAGUCGAAAUUUAUUAAGUAUAAAAAAUUCGUCCAAUGAUUUUAAUAGUUUAAAUAAUGAAGAACAAAAUAUUAAGAAAAAAAAAUUUUUCGAUUUUGAAAGUUUUAUACAUAAUCUAGAAUUGUGCAGAAGUAAUAAUAGAAAAUGGAGACGAUUCUCUGAAAUCCCUUUCAAAUGUAAUGCAUUUUCAGAUUUUAAAAAUACCUUUCCUGAAAAAUUAGAUGAUAAAUCAAAAGAAAUGAUAAAAAAAUAUAUUCUUAAUGAACAAUAUUUAUUAGAUUUACAUUUGAAAUCAUUAAAUUCAAAUAAAUUUAUUGAAAAAUUGAUUAUUAGAGAAACAGAUGAUUAUAUUCAUAUGGAUCAAAAACAACUAAGUCCAAAUAUAUACACCUUAAAAAAAUAUUUAUAUCCAUCGGAUAAUUAUGAUGUUUCUAAUAUUUCCAAUUCUAUGACAGCCUAUAAUAAAAUUAAUGGGGUACACUUAAUGAACAAGCAAAAUGAAAAUAAGCAAAAUGCAGAAGUGCCUAAUUCCUAUGAUUUUUCUGGGUAUACAUUGGGUGCAAGAAGAAAAACGGCUGAUAUGGUAAAUAUUCAAAAGGAUGAUGAAAAUGACAUACGUAUUGCAAAUAAUACGAAAAGUAUAAGUAAUACAAAUGAUAUGAACAAUGUAAGCAAUAUGAACAAUAUGAACAAUGUAAACAAUGUAAACAAUGUAAACAAUGUAAACAAUGUAAGCAAUAUGAACAAUAUGAACAAUAUGAACAAUAUGAACAAUAUAAACAAUAUGAACAAUAUAAACAAUAUGAAUAAUAUAAAUAAAGAUGAUAAUAAUAAUAUUAAUGGUGAUGAUACAAACAACACCGUCAUUUCUGAAGUUACCAAUACUACGUAUGCUAACAAAUCAUCAAAUUAUUCACAAUCGCAAUAUGCUAAAACAAGUGGUGAUGGUAAAAUAAAGAAAUAUAGUGUAGACACCGAAAUUAGUGAUAUGACUAGGGUUUCAUCAGAUUAUGGAAAUGCUUCAAGCAUCAGUUCUACGAAACCUUUUUUAGUUGCUAAUCCAAAUAAAGUUACAGGAUUUAAAGAAUAUGAAAGAUUAUCUCAUCCACUUAAAGAUAUUAGUAGUAGAGUAUUAGAUUAUUCCGAAAUUAUUGUACCCAUAAACGUUAAAAGUAAACUACAUAAUCAAUUAUUAAAAACACAAGCUUCUAGAUGUGUUGAUUGUGGUACCCCAACUUGUCAUUAUCCUAAUUCGAGUGGUGGUGGCUGUCCCUUAGGUAAUAGAAUUUUUGAUUGGAACAAUUUAGUAUAUGAAAAUGAAUGGAAGAAAGCACUAGAACGUUUAUUAGAUACCAAUAAUUUCCCAGAAAUUACCGGUCGUGUUUGUCCAGCACCUUGUGAAGAUGCAUGUGUUUUAAGUAUAAAUGAGAAGGCUGUAUCAAUAAAAUUUAUUGAAUUAUCUAUUAUUGAAUAUGGAUUCAUAAAAAAAUGGAUACAACCAAUGAUACCAAUUAGUCGUACUGGAAAAAAAGUGGCAAUUGUGGGUUCAGGACCAGCGGGAUUAACUGCAGCACAACAAUUAAACAAAGCUGGGCAUGAAGUAACUGUUUUUGAAAAGGAUGAAUAUUUUGGAGGAUUAUUAAUGAAUGGAAUACCAAAUGUACGUUUAGAUAAAAAAAUUCUAGAGAGAAGAUUAAUAUUAAUGAAAAAAGAAGGAAUUUUAAUGAAAAAUAAUGUAAAUGUAGGUGUAGAUAUAACAUUAUCUGAUUUAGUAAAAGAAUAUGAUGCUAUACUUUUAGCUACUGGUUAUAAAAUUCCUAGAAAGUUAGAUAUUCCAGGUGCUAAUUUAAAUAAUAUUUAUUUUGCUAUGGAUUUCUUAACAUCAUGUCAAAUAUCAUUAACAAAAUCAGAUAUGACAGAUGAUAAUUAUAUAGAUGUAUCUGAAAAACAUGUUAUCAUAUUAGGUGGAGGAAAAACAGCAGUAGAUUGCAUCAGUUUAGCUAUUCGUAUGGGUGCGUCUAGUGUGUUACAAUUUACACGACAAGAAAUUCUUCCUAUGAAUACAUCAGAAUAUUGGUGGCCAGGAUUAAAAAAUAUUUUCAAAGUUGAAUAUUCACAUGAGGAAGCUAUCAUUAUACAAGGUAGAGAUCCAAGAGAAUUUUGUGUGAGGAGUUUGGAAUUCAUUCCAUCUAAUAAAGACCCUAAAAGAGUUUCUGGAAUUAGAGCUAUAAGAGUAAAAUUAAAAAAAAACUUAAAAAGUGAAAUGAAACAAAAUAAUAAAAUGUUAUAUAAUAAUUAUAUGGAUAAUCAUCGUAAUAAUUCAUCCAAAAUAGAUUUAAAGAAACAUCUAUCUAAAACAAAUAAAUUAAAAAGUAUUAAAAGUAUUUCAAAAGGCCCAACUCAAGAAACAACAACAGCAAGUUCUUAUUCUUCUUCAUCUCCUGCAGAAAAUGAUAUUAUUCAGAAUUACCAAAUAAUAAAGGAUCAUAAUGAAUAUUUUGAUAUACCAUUUACUGAAAGAAUUUAUAAAGCUGAUGUAGUCAUUUUAGCAUUGGGAUUUUCAAAAACAGAUGAUUCCAUAUGGGAAAAUGAUAAUAUAAAAAUUGAACUUAAUAAUUAUAAUUGCAUAAAAACAAACAAUAGAAUUUAUCAAACUAAUCAUAAAAAUAUAUUUGCAUGUGGAGAUUGUAGAAUAGGACCUAGUACAGUAGUACAAGCAAUUGCCGAAGGAAGAGAUGUAGCUUCUAAAAUAGAUGAAUAUUUAACUAAUUCGGUAUCUAUACUUCCUCCAUGUAAUACUUAUUAUUAUUAUCCUAAGAAUUAUAAGAAUGUUCCCUUUGGUUCUUCUAACUGGGGAUAA
Molecule: messenger RNA, 9321 nt
Organism: Plasmodium falciparum 3D7
Lineage: Eukaryota; Apicomplexa; Aconoidasida; Haemosporida; Plasmodiidae
Product: putative glutamate synthase [NADH]
Biological process (GO): L-glutamine metabolic process; L-glutamate biosynthetic process
Molecular function (GO): glutamate synthase (NADH) activity; glutamate synthase activity; oxidoreductase activity
Source: RefSeq, a predicted model, not a curated record